Messenger RNA from Colletotrichum siamense, 1821 nucleotides. RefSeq names its product Filamentous growth regulator 27. The coding region runs from base 1 to 1821 and encodes 606 amino acids. The transcript is spliced from 4 exons. Gene Ontology annotation, biological process: DNA-templated transcription; positive regulation of transcription from RNA polymerase II promoter by galactose. Lineage: Eukaryota; Fungi; Ascomycota; Sordariomycetes; Glomerellales; Glomerellaceae. Gene Ontology annotation, molecular function: zinc ion binding; RNA polymerase II cis-regulatory region sequence-specific DNA binding; DNA-binding transcription factor activity, RNA polymerase II-specific. The record is from RefSeq and is a predicted model, not a curated record. Gene Ontology annotation, cellular component: nucleus.
AUGUCGGCAGCAACGCCGGACCAUGGCCCGUGUGACGAGGCCGUGUCCCGGCGUCUAGCGGAAGACCACCAGCAGCAGGUGGCGCAGACGGAGGUCUAUCACAGCGUUGCUGCUGCACAUCAUGCUCCGAAGUCGACUGAUAGUUCCCGGCUUUACUAUGGCCCCUCAUCAAACUCGGCAUUUCUGCAGCAGAUCCAUCGUGGACUUCUUUCAGGGCAGUACGGGCAGAAUCAUGGUCGGGACGUGCAGGAGGGUGGCCCGGGGUUGGACAUGUUCAUGCAACGAAACAUCUUCUUCGGCAUGCCGCUCAAGGUGAAUGUGGAGCCUACGCAGCCCGUCAGCUGCCCCAUCCCGAUAGAUCAAGCAAGGGACGUCAUGCAGCAGUUCAAGAUAACGCAUCUAUCGACACUGCCCUUUUUCACGGAUUCACAGCUGGAAGAGACACUCAGCAGUCUGUACGAGCCGGGCCCCGAGUCAGAUGUUCAGCCCCAGCGAAAGGCGGUGUUGCUCGCAGCUCUUGCCCUUGGAGCACUGGGCACACCGCAGACCGACGUCGCGGAAUCACUCUUCAUCCAUGCCAAGAAAGAGGCCGUCAUCUACGAGGACUCUGUUACAUUGCCUAUGAUUCAGUAUUCCAUGCUGUUGGCUCACUACCAGCUCAACAUGGGGCGGCCUAACUCGGCAUAUCUUCACAUGGGAGUCGCGAGCAGGAAAGCCCUUGCGAUGGGCCUGCACGUAGGAACCACGAGCUCCGUCUCUUGCCCUGAUGAGAUCCAAGCUCGUCUGAUUACUGUCUGGUCGCUUUACUUUCUCGAGAUAUGGCUGAGUCUAGUUGUCGGGCGACGAAGCAUGGUUGGAAAGGCAGACUUUGCCUCUUGUGCAUUCCCUGACGGACAGCCGACGAUGGUGGCUCUGUGCCAAUUCGCAAGCAUUAUCGAAGAGGCUGUGGAGUCGAUUUAUAACCGCAGGACUGACUCGCUCCGGCAACUUUAUGGAAAGGCCGAAAAACUCCACGCUCAGGUCCGUCAAUACGGCGACAAGUGGGGCCUUGGCUCCGUGAUCCCGGCGCAACAGGAGGUGUGGAAUGCCGAAACAUCACUGCUAAUGCACAACGUCUACUUCCAUGUUAUUUUGCUCAUCUUCCGCCCAUUUCUAAUAGCUGAAGCUGCUCUUCAGUCUGGGAAUGGUGCCGGGCAAACAGGCGAUAUUUGGCUUAGACAGGCAUGCAGGCAUGCAACAGAUGCGGCCCAAGACGCAUUGGCGUUCACUAGCAGUAAGCUUCACGGGCCUGAGGAUUGCAACUCGCGCAGGUAUCACGCUUUCUUCAUCGAGUCAUGUUGCGCAGUUCUCCUUUACGACAGCCUCCGCCAUCCGGCCAAACAUCCACACAACCUCGAGUACAUCCAAAUGGCCAUCUCCGGCUUACAUGCUCUCGUCGGAGAUGACCCCGUCACAAACGCCGUGCGGUCCAUCAAGAGAAUCGUGUGGGCGGUCGAGAGCUCCAUCAACGCGUCAAGGACUACCCUAGACGGAGGAUCCACAGAUUCGUCUCCUUCAUGGGCCGGCGACCGGUUCCCAACGAGCAUACAAUUUCCUUCGCUCGAUGAGAAUCGCGCGACGACCUCGGAUGACUUGAUUUAUUUCAGCAAUAGGGGGUAUCGCCAGCAACCCGAGCCGUUGCCUCAAGACUAUGCAAUGUCUUUGCCGGGAACGGCACCGGGCUUGAACCCGUUUCCUGAUCUCAACUUUGAUGUGUUGACCACGGAUCUGUUCAACUUCUUUCCGAUAGAUAUGAACGGUACACCUUCUGGGCACGGGUAA